This is a messenger RNA of Phacochoerus africanus (Common warthog), 2006 nucleotides long. RefSeq names its product 1-aminocyclopropane-1-carboxylate synthase homolog (inactive) (gene ACCS). The record is from RefSeq and is a predicted model, not a curated record. Bases 327 to 1847 code for a protein of 506 amino acids. Gene Ontology annotation, biological process: amino acid metabolic process; biosynthetic process. NCBI's taxonomy places the organism in Eukaryota, Metazoa, Chordata, Mammalia, Artiodactyla, Suidae. Gene Ontology annotation, molecular function: transaminase activity; pyridoxal phosphate binding. The transcript is spliced from 15 exons.
CUCUGGCCCUGGGUCCCCUCCCCUUCCCCGGCCUCCCCUCCGGCUUGGGCGGCCAGUGGCGGGGCGGGUUCCCGGAGGGAGGGAGGCGAGAAAGAACGUGGGUCCCGCGGUGCAGCCGAGUGUCUGCCUCCGGCACCGCAAGUCAUAAACGGGCGUCCUGCGGCCUUGGGCGCCAAUUAGCGAACUGCGCCCCGAACCUUCCAGAAAGCCCGACUGGGCGCGGACGGCCCCGACUCACAGCGUGGGAGGGGGAGGCCAGUGAGGACUCGGACCUAGAGCGCCUGUCCCCCGAGUGCCAGCGCCGGCUUCUCCAGCUCCGCAAGUAGAUGUCCACCCUCUGUCAGAAGGAAACCAGGACACCUGCCACCUGUCUGGGAUCAGGCUCCGCACAGGGCCUGCACACUAGCAAUGGGGAUGAUGUGGAAAGAGAAUGCUCCAGAAAACCAGACCAGAAGCCACUGAAGCGCUAUAGAGUGGGUGAUCCCACCGCCAUGUUCUCCCCUAACAGCCCCCACCUGUCCUCUAGAGGAAGCAUCAUCAAAUGGUUCUGGGAUUCAGCUGAGGAAGGCUACAGGACCUACCACAUGGAUGAGUAUGAUGAGGAUAAGAACCCCAAUGGCAUCAUUAACUUGGGUACCAGUGAGAACAAACUCUGCUUUGACUUGCUGACCAGGCGGCUGAGUCAGAGCGACAUGCUGCGGGUGGAGCCGUCCCUGCUGCAGUACCCUGACUGGAGGGGACGUCCGUUCCUCCGGGAGGAAGUGGCCAGGUUCCUGUCUUUCUACUGCAAGAGCCCUGCACCCCUUAAACCGGAGAACGUGGUCGUUCUGAAUGGCUGUGCCUCUCUCUUCUCUGCUCUGGCCACGGUGCUGUGUGAGGCGGGUGAGGCCUUCCUGAUCCCUGCCCCUUACUACGGAUCCAUCACGCAGCAUGUGUGUCUCUACGGCGGUGUCCGGCUGGUCUGCGUCUAUCUGGACAGUGAGGUCACUGGGCUGGAGACACGUCCCUUCCAGCUCACAGUGGAGAAGCUGGAGAUGGCCUUGCAAGGAGCUAAUUCUGAGGGUGUGAAAGUCAAAGGCCUCAUCCUCAUCAACCCCCACAACCCCCUGGGUGACGUCUACUCCCUGGGGGAGCUGCAGGAGUACCUGGACUUUGCCAAGAGGCAUGAGCUGCACGUGAUAGUGGAUGAGAUCUACCUGCUUUCGGUGUUUGAGAAGUCGGUUGAGUUCCACAGUGUCCUGAGCCUGGAAAGGCUCCCUGACUCCCAGAGGACUCAUGUGAUGUGGGCGGCCAGCAAGGACUUCGGGAUGUCUGGGAUCCGCUUCGGCACGCUGUACACAGAAAACCGGGACGUCGCCACUGCGGUGGCCUCCCUCUGCCGCUAUCACAGCCUCAGUGGCUUGGUCCAGUACCAGAUGGCACAGCUGUUCCGGGACCGUGACUGGAUCAACCAAGUGUACCUGCCGGAAAACCACGCCCGGCUCAAGGCUGCCCACACCUAUGUCUCAGAAGAGCUCCGGGCCCUGGGGAUCCCCUUUCUGAGCCGUGGGGCCGGCUUCUUCAUCUGGGCCAACUUGGGGAAGUAUCUGCCCGAGGCCACCUUUGAGCAGGAGAUGCUGCUCUGGCGCCGCUUUUUGGAUAACAAGGUGCUGCUGUCCUUUGGCAAGGCCUUCGAGUGCAAAGAGCCCGGCUGGUUCCGCUUGGUCUUCUCCGACAGGAUGCACCGGCUUCGCCUGGGGAUGCAGAGGGUCCGGCAGGUGCUUGAGGGCGAAUCCCAGGUGGCAGCAGACGCCCCUUCCUGCCAGACCCAAGAGCCGAGGGGGCCUCGCAGCCACUGUGAAGACUGAUGGUGGAGGAGCCCUUUGCCAGGCAGGUACCCUUCUUGGCCCUGCCCUUGAAGACAAAGGACCGCUCCUUGCUCUCCUGGUGGCAGUGAGACACGCCUGAGGUUAUGGUUCCAUCUGGUCCACCCCCCCUCCCCUUCUAUUAAACAAAACUGGGAGAAA